Messenger RNA from Racocetra persica, 155 nucleotides. Lineage: Eukaryota; Fungi; Glomeromycota; Glomeromycetes; Diversisporales; Gigasporaceae. The record is from the annotation of a GenBank genome assembly.
UAGCAAAAACUAAGUUUAAACUGAAGCACAAGCUUAAAAUCAAGGAUGAGGUAGAGGAUUAUACAACAGGUUUGUUACAAAGACAUAUUGUAGAACAGGUUGAAGAUUUGGUCAAUAUAGAGGCUCAAGAAAUCAUCCAAAUUACAAUAUUAUAA